Saprolegnia parasitica CBS 223.65 is the source of this 523-nucleotide messenger RNA. RefSeq lists its product as hypothetical. The coding region runs from base 7 to 462 and encodes 151 amino acids. The transcript has 5 exons. NCBI's taxonomy places the organism in Eukaryota, Oomycota, Saprolegniomycetes, Saprolegniales, Saprolegniaceae. Gene Ontology annotation, molecular function: calcium ion binding. Gene Ontology annotation, cellular component: cytoplasm. The record is from RefSeq and is a predicted model, not a curated record.
GCCCGAAUGACGCAGGAGCUGAGCGAGACCGAGAUCACUGAAUUCCGCGAGAUUUUCAACCUCGUCGACCGCGAUCGCGGCGGGUCCAUCACCAAGGUCGAGCUCGGCGAGCUCAUGGACACGCUCGGGAUCAACACGUCGCCGGAAGAGAUCGACCUCAUGAUCAACGAGAUCGACCAAGACAGCAACGGCGAAAUCGACUUUGAUGAGUUUGUGGCCGUCAUGAGCCGCAAGGUGAAUGCCACGUACAGCGCCGACCAAGUCAAAGCGUCUUUCAAGAUGUUUGAAAAUCCGAGCACGCCAGGAUGUAUCCGCGUCGAGCGGCUCGUGAGUGCGCUCACGACAUACGGCAGCGACAAGAUUUCCGAAGAGCAGGCACGGGAGCUCAUCUGCCAGUUGGAGCCGGACUCGAACGGGCUCGUCAAUUAUGAAGAAUACGUCAACAUGAUGAUGACCAAAUAAGAAAUGCACACGAAGCGUGGCGUCGUUUCCACUCUCGUUGUCCAUCCAUCCAUCCACUGCC